UUGACGAUUAGAAUUGUUGGCAAAAUCUGGCCUACAGAAAACCGUCGACAAGGUCUGUGUGUGAUCUGUGAUCAUGUGACAAAUGAUAAAAUGGCGGAAGCUAAACAGAGUCUAGAGACAAAACGUCGAAGAUGUAAACAAUAAAGACGGGUAUAAUUAUUUGUCUUGGAUAGUUUGCUUUUUACAUUAUCGCCAAGUGAGUCGAAAAUAGACGUUUUGAAAGGCUACACUUAUUGGAUCAACAUGGAAGGGGAUGGUUCCCAGGAGAAAUAUGAAAAAAUUUGGUUGUCUAACUUCUUUCACUCGUUUCCGCACUGGAAUUUCGCGUUUAGCACUGUGAACUCGACUUUCGAUCCUGAAAGUGAUGAUUACAGAGAGGCUGCAGGACUGUGGGGUCUUGUGCCGAUAGCUGUUUGUUUCAUGCUGUGGCUGGUCUUUCUGAUCUACUUUGUUUUUCGCUGCUGCCAAAGUCAAGCUCAAGCGAAGCCACGCCCAUCGGCAUGUCCCAGCGUCUUUACGGGAAUCUGCAUUUUGAUUGUCGUUGGCCUUCUCGGCUUUGGCUUUUACGAAAAUGAGAAAGCUCACAGAGGAGUACAGAACUGUAGGCGGGCGGUGAUUGACGCAAAUACGACAAUUUCUCUUGCCUCUAACAGAGUUCAGUCGUUGGACGACAUAGCUGAAGAGAUAUCUACCAAAGUGUCCGAUGACCUUGAGAAGGCAGUGUCUCAGCUCAACUCCACGGCUCUGGCCAAGGCGAUAAAGUUGAUAAAUCACAUCCGCACCGAGGCAACAAGUGUGCGGGGGUACGUCGACAAAAUCAACAUUGAGGACGAACAAGGUGGUUUAGAUGAUGGCAUCAAGCUGUCCGGAGACAUUGAGUACUACAGAUGGAUGGUGAACAUCUUGGUUUACUGCCUGUACAUCUUCCUACUCUUGCUGGCCUUUAUCGGGCUGUUGAUCAAGUCAAAGGCUUUGCUCAUAGUGUCUGCAGCGCUGGCAGUUAUUUUUUCCUUGUUCAUCUGGAUCACCACCGGUGUUUACCUCUCCUUCUCUGUGGCACUGGGGGACCUCUGCCAUGAUCCCGACUCCUACUUCCUAAGUUUGGCCAAAGGUUCAGCCCAGGAAGGAGCAAUAAGGGCGUACAUCUUGUGUGAUGACCCGACCAAACCGUAUCAAAACGAGAUUCAAGAUGCUCUAAACUCUGUGAGCCUUGCUGCCAAAGAUCUCAAUGAUACAGUCAGGCUGGCCCAGCCUUUUCAUAUACCCGGGCUGGAGGGUCCUGUGAAAGAGAUGAGACAGAACCUGCAGUUUGCCACAGGGAACCUGUCCACGCUGCUCACCGACGUAGGCAUGUGCUCGGCCCUUCACGACGACUACAUAGACGCCCUUGACGCAGCCUGUAUUAGUACUCUGUCAGCGAGUGCGUUCCUGGCCCUGAUCAGCUGUGUGGUGGCCAUUGCCUGCACCGUCAUCAUCUUCACCUUGUCCUGUGCCUGGAGACAGUACGUCAAGAUCAACGUCCGGGCGGAGUACGUGCCUGUAGAUGACUCGGACCCGUUCUUGCCCCGCCCUCCUCUGUACGAGUCGGACUACGGGACCAUGGGACACUCCACGCCCCGGCCCUGGUCAGAGAGGGGCACCCUUCAGCACGGCAACAUGAACGCGGCCGACGACCAAGUCCUCAUGAUGACUCACCAGCACCCGCUGCCCAUUGAUGAGUCUCCCCCACCCGCUUAUUACCCUGGCAAGUACAUUCGACAAUACGCUGACUCGGCACCGUCUCCCGGCAGUGUGCGCCACCACCCUGGUCACUAGGCGGCUGUUGAUUGGUCAUCCAAGAUGAUCCGUUUGACAAUUAUG
Aplysia californica (California sea hare) is the source of this 1860-nucleotide messenger RNA. RefSeq names its product protein tweety homolog 2. Gene Ontology annotation, molecular function: volume-sensitive chloride channel activity; intracellularly calcium-gated chloride channel activity. The transcript is spliced from 14 exons. The record is from RefSeq and is a predicted model, not a curated record. Gene Ontology annotation, cellular component: plasma membrane. The coding region runs from base 244 to 1815 and encodes 523 amino acids. Lineage: Eukaryota; Metazoa; Mollusca; Gastropoda; Aplysiida; Aplysiidae.